ACAGGGACACUCCUCCUGAACUAAGGGAGGUGAACUCUGCAGCAGUCCUCAUUAAGAUUCCCUCUCCGUACACAACUCAACCACGAAAAACCCUCCUCUAGUGGGUGGCACCCGCGUCCUGCGCGCAUCUUUAAUUGCGCACCACCAACCACCACCUCCAUGCAUUACCACGGAUCAUCAUCAUCAGCAGCAGUGAUCACGCUGCCUUGACGGGUUUGCUUCAUGUCCUGCUGUUUACAAGGCUGAAGGUGGAGGUGGAGGCAGAGGAGUCUCCAGAGCUCCAGCAAAGGGUGGUGCCCUGUAUGCAUCUCAUCCAAGCUGCUGGACACGCUGUGCAUGCGGACAGAGACGCGCUCUCCAGCUCCUGCAGUGUGCAUUGAGCAGCUCCACUUCUUGUUUGCAGCUCCCAUGAUUGUGACAUUUGCUCGGUGAUGACUGCUGCAGGCAACAUGUGCGCUCGGAUGGUGUGAAGAGAGAGAGAGAGAGAGAGAGAGUGACACAGCAUUGCUUUUGGAGGGGCUUCAUUUCUCUCAUAUCUAUCUAUCAUAGAGAACCAUGAGCACUGUGGAGGAGGAACCGGAUCACAUGAUACCAUGAAGACAAGCCUGCAGGUCCUGCGCUGCCAGCUGCUGAGUGUUCUAGCAUUCCUAGCACUGCCAGUAGGACUGGUGUCAUCCGCACAGGAGCUGUACCUCAGCCAGACAUCCCAGGACUCUGUAUCCAUGGCAGCCGCCCACAGCAGCCCCCUUUCUGCCCCCGAACCCGCCUCUUUCGACUAUCAUCAGGACGGCUCCAGUAGCGGGGAAUGGUCAUCCAAAGGAGGAACUCAGCCCUCAAACAUCAUCUUCCCUACAGUCACCCUCCACCCUCUGGCCUUGCUCCACACAACCCAGACUUCCAGCCUGGCUCAUGACGACCCUCCCGUUCAUGACGCAAACACUGUGAGCACUGAGAGUCGUGUGAAUCAGCCCACGGAGCCCAGCUCUGAUAUUGUAAUGCACAAAUUGGUCAGCGAACCUCAAGUCCGUAACCCAGUUACUGUCAGCACUAACCAGGCCAGCAGCACAGCGCUCCCAAAUAUAGAUGUGGAGUCGACUACCAGAGGAGCUCCAAACCCCCCGGCUCCUCUGUCCAGCUCUGGAUCAGACAGAGGCGAUGCGCUCGCUGCACACCACGUAGAGCCUCAGAAGCUGAGUGUGGAGGAAGCUACCGCCCCCGGACGGCAGCGCGUUCCAGAUCUGGGGCGCCCCUCCCUUUCUUCUACAUCAAUGAAUGCUGACCUUGCAUCAGGCCUGAAACUCAGGGAGCAUGCUCGGGGCGCCCCAGAGCUGGCCGCGCACCACGCCAUCACCCUGAGGGAGGUGCAUGGAGUGAGCGAGCCCCCCACUGAUGGACUGGUGGUCGAGACAAAGGAAGGGUCUGUGACUCCAGUCCAGAGCCCAACUGAGAAGAUAACCUCCACCGCGUCCACUCCAGCGCUGUCCACUGAGCCUCCAACAAUCACCCCAAACACCAACACUUCACCCAACGAGACCAGCACUGAGGAGGUUGUUACAGGUAACGGCACAGACAAUGCCCCUCUGGGACACAAUGUGACUGCAUACGGAGGGCUGCUCUCUAACAGCAGCUCGGUCGAGGAGGCGCCCGCUCAGGGGAACAGCUCGGAGCCCGCCUCCACAGCCAGCGAGAAGUUCCUGAACAGGCAGGUGCCCGCCACCACCCAGGACCCCUGGACACCCGGAAACAGCUCAGGCCCCACCGUUGACUCCCCGCCCUCCCGCAUGACCAUCUGCUUGAGCAGGAUGGACAUUGUGUGGAUCGUGCUGGCCAUCAGUGUGCCUGUGUCCUCAUGCUCUGUGCUUUUGACUGUGUGCUGUAUGAAGAGGAAGAAGAAGUCAUCAAGUCAGGAGAACAACCUCAGCUACUGGAACAACGCCAUCACCAUGGACUACUUCAGCAGGCACGCUGUGGAGCUGCCCAGAGAGAUACACACUCUGGAGAGUGAGGAUCAAGACUCCUGUUUACCCCCUAAUGGAGACUACAGCGGCAGCAGCGUGGUCCUGGUUAACCCUUUCUGCCAGGAGACCCUCUUCAUCAACAGAGACAAAGCUUCUGCCAUCUAGAGACAGAAAAGAAAAGAGAGACACUCUCCUCUUCUACUCCCCCUGCUGUCUAUUUUAUAAAUGUGGUAAAUAUUCAGAGACUUUAUAUACUGUAUAUGACAAACACAAACCUGAAAGAGGAGUGAUCUUAAACAGACACUAUUUACUAUGAGGAUGCACCUGCAUAUUUUUCUGAUGUACAUUUUCUACAAAAGGCUUAAUUGUGAUAAAAGGUUUUUAUUGUCUUUAUAAAAUUACAGAGUAUAUGUGGUUUUGUUUCAUUACAGUGGCUUGAUGGUGGGUGCACUGUGGAUGUCGCCACAUGAAAUCUGCUUUAGAGAGACGUGCUAUGGAAACAUUAAAGCUGUUGUCAUUUUAUUUUUUCCUUUAAAAUCAAUCCCAAAAUACUUAGAGCCUGUUGAACUUGAAUAUAGCACCUAUACGUUCUUGGGGGGGAACAGAGAUACCGUAUGUGGGAUCAGGGCCCAAAUUCAUCAAACUGAGAAACACACUUAAAGGAACAGUGUGUCAAAUUUUGGAGGAUCUAUUAGCAGAAAUGGAAUAUAAUAUUCAUAACUAUGUUUUCAUUAGUGUAUAAUCACCUGAAACUAAGAAUCGUGUUUUCGUUAACUCAGAAUGAGUCCUUCGUAUCCACGUAGGGAGCGGGUCCUCUUCACAGAGUCCGCCAUGUUGCACCACCAUGUUUCUACAGCGGCCAAGAAUGGACAAACCAAACACUGGCUCUAGAGAGAGACUUUCAAGUUUUUUUGUUACCUGAAGGCCACCGUAGUUCUCCGACAUGCUUGUGAGGAAACCGUCGUACCACCAGCCGUCGUCUGACUUCCGUUGCUCCUAAAGUAGUGUUACAUGGGGCAUCUCUUGUUGGGAGUAUGGUCUAGACCUGCUCAAUAUGAAAAGCUUCUUGAGAUAACUUCUGUUGUGAUUUGACGCUAUAUAAAAAUAAAUUUAAUUGAAUGUGGUAAGAAUGGCGUCUGAGCAAGGUGAACGGCGUUACCACGGUUUUGCACUCGGCGGCUCGCGUUACCGCAGUCUUGGAAAGGGAGGAGUGAGCGUAGGGGUACUCAGUUGGUUGCAAUUUGCAACCACACCUCUAGAUGCUGCAAAAUCAUACACACUGUCCCUUUAAGUUAGCAUGAGUGAAGGAUUUUACAUACCUUCAUGUCUAAAAUUCAACUUAUUUGAUGAAUACGGGUCCAGAUUUUGAUGGUUAAUUUGAGCAGAAUAUUUGGGUGAUUUGGGGUGUGUAUCUCGUGAAAUGUCAAUCAAAUGAAACUGACAUUAAAUGGCUUUCCCCCUCAUGUGUCACCAGCUUCUCUUAAGAGGGACCACAUAGAUGUCUUAAUUCCUUACGUUGGCCCUUUAUAUAUAUAUAUAAAUAUCAGUAUGUGUGUGUGUGAAUGCCCUGUUUGUGCAUGUAAGCAUACUGUGUGAGAGUGGAUGGAGGAGUUGAAAUGUGCUGCCCCCCCUUAACCAAAUAUCACUGUUACUUUUAGUCAAACAAGACUUUGUAUCACUUUCAGCUCAGUUUUAUUUGUUUGUGUGUGUGUCUGUUUGUCUCUUGUCUGUAUCGUGGAGUGGCUACUGGUUUUAGCCCAGUUUGAGAAAGAGUUUCUCAGCGCUGUAGGAAACAAUUAGACCAACCCUGCUACUGUAAAUGUCUCCCUCCAUAAAUAAUGUGUUUGUCCAUCAAUGCAAACUGUGUUUGUUGAAAUGUUGAAUGAUUGUGAGUUAGUUGCUGGACCACAUAUUAUGUGUCAAAAACCUUGACCAAUAAAAACACUGAGAUAAAUAAUGUAUGCUGAAUAUUUACUGUGAGCACAUACAGAGGCAGUUUAAUUAAUACGAGUGUUUAAUUAUUGAACCUGUGGUCCUUCUAUCAUUUUUAUUUUGCAUCGCUGCAGUUUUAUUCAAUAAUCAAUGCUGCCUGCCUCUAUCGUCGCUAAAGAUUUUCUGCAUUGUGAGAUGUUGUUCUGAAAUCACUGAUUCAAAAGGUGACGGUGAAUAACACGGUUAAACAUAUUGGUAUUUCCUGCAUUGGAUGCUCACAGCUGGGCUUCUUGUUUUGCACGCUCAAAAGUGGAUAUUUUACAAAAUGUUCAGUGGCACGGUGGAGCAGUGUUCAACAUUAUGUAUUUUUUGUACUGUAGUAUACACUGUACUUUUUACUGCUGAGCAAUAAAACAAAGAAAAAACUGAA
Sebastes umbrosus (honeycomb rockfish) is the source of this 4320-nucleotide messenger RNA. RefSeq names its product transmembrane protein 108 (gene tmem108). Gene Ontology annotation, biological process: dendrite extension; postsynaptic density organization; retrograde axonal transport. The transcript is spliced from 5 exons. NCBI's taxonomy places the organism in Eukaryota, Metazoa, Chordata, Actinopteri, Perciformes, Sebastidae. The record is from RefSeq and is a predicted model, not a curated record. The coding region runs from base 594 to 2123 and encodes 509 amino acids. Gene Ontology annotation, cellular component: endosome membrane; axon; postsynaptic density.